Carassius auratus (goldfish) is the source of this 6505-nucleotide messenger RNA. RefSeq names its product XK-related protein 6. Gene Ontology annotation, biological process: engulfment of apoptotic cell; phosphatidylserine exposure on apoptotic cell surface; apoptotic process involved in development. The coding region runs from base 213 to 1370 and encodes 385 amino acids. Lineage: Eukaryota; Metazoa; Chordata; Actinopteri; Cypriniformes; Cyprinidae. The transcript has 2 exons. The record is from RefSeq and is a predicted model, not a curated record. Gene Ontology annotation, cellular component: plasma membrane.
CAACACUGGUUUGAAGAGAAUUUAUCCAUAAUGGAUAUGUGAUUUCAAUCUGUUUAACUGAUUCCUCCCCUUGUUUUCUCUUUUUCUGUUUCUCCUCUGUGAUUACUGUUAUUUUCAUCUGAAAUGUAAAUAGUUCUCUGUAUAUUCCAGCUUUAUACUAUAUCUGCCUUCCUUCUCUUCUGCAUCUGCACCUCUGCAGGUACAUCAGAACAAUGUAUCUUGGCAUCCAGAGCCGCAGACAAAAGGAGAACCAGCGACGCUUCUACUGGGCCAUGAUGUAUGAGUAUGCUGAUGUCAACAUGCUCCGUCUACUGGAGACAUUUCUGGAAAGCGCACCACAGCUGGUUCUCCAGCUCUGCAUCAUGAUUCAGAAGAACCGGGCCGAAACUCUGCAGUGUGUGUCAGCGAUUGCGUCUCUUCUCUCUCUUUCCUGGGUUCUGGCCUCGUACCACAAGCUUCUGCGCGAUUCUCGUGAUGACCAAAAGAGCAUGAGCUACAGGGGAGCAGUGGUGCAUCUUCUAUGGCGUUUCUUCACCAUUUCUUCUCGGGCGCUAUCUUUCGCCCUCUUUGCCUCAGUUUUCCACAUCUACUUUGGCAUUUUUGUGGUGCUGCACUGGUGUGCCAUGGCCUUCUGGGUAAUUCACGGAGGCACCGACUUCUGUAUGUCCAAGUGGGAGGAGGUGCUAUUCAACAUGUUGGUAGGCGUAGUCUACGUCUUCUGCUGGUUUAACGUCAAGGAGGGACGGACCCGAUACCGCAUGGUAGUUUAUUAUUUGCUGGUGCUAGUGGAAAAUACCAUCCUUACAGCUCUGUGGUACACCUACAGAGACCCGGUCACUACCGACUCCUACGCUGCAUCCGCCCUCUGCGGCGUCUUCCUGUGCUUUGCUUCCGGAGUGGCCUGCAUGGUUCUUUACUACGGGGUCCUGCAUCCUAUGGGGCCCCGGAUGAGGGUGCUGGCCAGUUCCUGCUGUGCUGAGCUGCUUUGGGGCCUCCCUUUACCACCUGAGGCUGAGCCCAUGGCUCCCACUCCAGGGCAUCGGGGCUCCCAAGCCACCCCGACCAGGGGUAUGGCUUCAGGGGACUACGGCGAGCCGGAGGAGGCUGCCACAGACACUUGUCUACCGGUGUUCCAGGUGCGGUCCACAGAACCCACAGAUGCGAUGGGUCGGCCAAUCCCCCCCGAGGGGCCCCUCAUCAAGAUCGACAUGCCCAGGAAGCGCUACCCAGCCUGGGAUGCUCACUUUGUAGACCGACGUUUGCGGCGAACCAUAAACAUCCUCCAGUACAUCAGCCCCAACGCGGUGGGCAUCAGGUACAGGGAUGGACCCCUCCUUUACGAGUUGCUUCAGUACGAGUCCUCCCUGUGAAGGCAUGCAAUGCUGUUCUUUCUCUAAUUUCAUGCCCUCUCUGGUUCUCCACUUCCCUUGGUGCUUUUUUCUUCAGAGUUUUUAUUUAGUUGUACUCUCAAGCUAUAAGAGUUCAUCUAAAAGAGUCUAAACAGAGAAUAUUCAACAUAUAUUUUGACUAACACAGUGUAAAGUUGGAGAACAAAUAGUUCGAAAUACAACAUUCCCUAGUUUGGGUUACUAUGGUGUGGAUGUUCAGCUAAUGUGUAUGUUUGAUGGUGUUUGUGGCCCUGUUGCCUCUGUCAAGUGCAUGAUGGGAAUGAUGGAGGAACAUAUUCUUUAGCAUCCUCAUUCUGAUUUCGCUUUUACCAUUUUGUGCCUACGUUUUUCCCAAACAGUUGUGGUGACGACUGAUCUUCAAGAUGGCAAGUGAGUCAAUAUCAGCUAGACACUAAAAAGCACAUUUGAUUUUCAGAAAAAGCACAUGAUGCCCCACUCAUUUUCUCUUGUGAUAACGGGGAAAAGACUCAAAUUGCGCCAAAAAGAUACAAUCGCUUUUUUCAAGCAAAAUGCAAUGAUGUCAUUGGUGUAAAAUUUUGGUGUUGGCCUACCAUAUAACACUGCCGCCGCAAUUUUGAUCCUCAAGGUCCUUAAUAUUUAUCUUAAAAUGUCUUUUCCUACUGAAUCUCACUAGUGAUGUGAUAUCUACAGCUCUGUAAUCUGAGGGAGCUGAAUAUAUGAUUUUUUUACCAUCUAUAAAAUGUGAAAAUGCACUUUAAGACCACAAGAUUGAAUGAAUGGGACAUAUUUUCUUACACUACUGUAUUCACUAUUGUUCAAAAGUUUGGGCUUAGUAUGAUUUUUUUUUUUUUAAGUGAAAAGGUUAAAAAAAAAUAUUUAUCAAGACCGACAAUAAACAGUAACUUUUCUAUUUCUAUUUUUUUUAAUUUUUAUUCACCCAUUCAUCUAUUCUUCAAUAUCCUAAAAUUUUUUAUCAAGGUUUCCACACAAACAUGUAAGUAGCAUAAAUGUUUUCGACAUUGAUAAUAAUAAGAAAUGUUUCUUGAGUACCAAUUACAGCAUAUUAGAAUGAUUUCUGAAGGAUCAUGUGACACUAAAGACUGGAGUAAUGGCUGCUAUAUAAUGGCAAAUAUUAUAUUAAAAUAGAACAGUUCUUUGUUAUCUGUAUUAAAUUGCAAUGAUAUUUCACAUUAUUACCAUUUAUACUGUAUUUUUCAUCAAAUAAAUGUAGCUUCAUUGAUCUAAAGAUAUAAUCUUACCAAACCCAAACUUUUGACAGUAGUGCAUUAUUUUUUUUUAUUACAUAUGGUCCACUGAUAUAUAUAUAUAUAUGUGUGUGUGUGUGUGUGUGUAUUUGUGCAACUGAUGAAAGCUCGACAGAAUAAAUAGACACAUAAAACAAAAUACCAAUACUCUGUUAAACAAAUAUUUUUUAAAGUGCUUUUUGUGAUUUAACAAGUAUGUAAAUGUAUUGGUUUUAUUCAAGAAAAAAAUAUUAAUUAAUAUGUCUAAACUAACCUCAAUAAAAUAUGUUACAUUGGCAAAGUUAUUUUUAAGGUUUAGAUUGUGGGUUAGAAAACAAAUCUUUAAGGUAACAAUUGCUUGUUACAAUUUUUACCGUGUAAUAAUGAACAUAAAUGUUUGCAGGGUGUGGUGCUUAACUCUAACCUUUAGUAAUCCUCCAUCAUUCCCUGUACAAAAUUGCAUUUUUCUAUCCACCUAAACCAUUUCUUCAGAAAAAGGCUAACAGAUUUUCGAAAGGUGAAAGACGUGUAAAUGGUAUACCAUUCACAUUCAAAAUGUACUAUAAUCAUUUUUUAUAAAACAAAAAGGUCCUUUAUUUGAAUUGUGCAAUAUUUUUUUUUAAAUGUACUAUGAAAUCAUUGGAGAAAAAGGUGUUGCUUCUGCCUGAAAUUAGCUAAGUUUAUACACCAUCAACAAAUGCAUGCUGAGGUUGUGCAUAUUGAGGAUUGACUGGGUUGCCAGGUGCCAACCAACAAUCGAAUUUGUUAGAUAUUUUAAUUAAAAGUCCCAUUUUAUAUGUUUGUUUUUUUCUCAUUAUCCUAUAUAUGGUGCACUUAAAACAGAACAAACCUGAGGGUUUCCUCUACAAAAAGCCAAUCCUGAAGUAAUUUUCCCCAGAUUUCAUCAAUUCAAUUGAGAAUGAAUGAAUUGCUCUGUGAAGGCUGAGGUCAUUUUUGUUACUAAAAACAACGCUUUGUUUAGCAUCCAGGUGAGAUAAGUGCAGACAUUAACAUGGGAUGCCAACUUUCACCGCAUGGGCUGCUACAAACUCCAUUUGUGCCUGCUGAAAUUUUCCAAGCAGACUUCAGAUUGGUUGUAGUGGAUGAGGUGGAGGGAUUUUUUUGCCAGGGAUGGAAAAGAGAAUGAGGAUAGACAAUAGCUAUCAGUGAGUGUGUGCAUUCUGUGUAUGUAUGCGUGACUUUGGUUUGUAGGUCUUACCUCUUCAGCUCCAUCCUUGGUUGCUGCUCUGACCCCUCCACCCCUCUCAUGCGAGUGUUAUCUGGGAUAUUCGGAUGCAAAGACUAUGUUUCAAGAUAACAACUUGGAUUUAUACCAUGGCCAAGGGGAAUGGGGGACGGACAGGCGAUUUCAUGCAAUUCUUAUUCCAAAACAUCAAUAUUCCGUAACCCUCACAAUAUCAGGUUUUCCGUUUAAGCUACAGAAAGUUCAGUUUCCUUUCCUUGUUCCCUACCAGUGCCAAAAAAAGUCACUGAGAUUCCACUUCUGUAGGUGCUUGGCACAUUGAUGCACUGUUGUUUGCUGGGAUAUCACCAACCCUGUUACAUAACGAUGUGUACGACUACUGCUCAUUUUGACGGUUGCGUGACUCGGCUGCCUGGCAUCCCAUGAUACGUUCAUAGUCCAGUUACAGAAUUGGUAACUAAUAACGCACUUGAGGUAAGACAGUCCAGGUGAUAUUUUCAACUACACUGUGAUAUUUUCUUCUAUUAUUCCACUUGCAUGAUGUGUAGUGACCAACAUCGCCACGUUUGUUCAGAUGUCAGGAUUGGCAACAGAUCCAACCCUGUACAGUACGCAUAUAAUUCCAAAUUGAUUUGUUUUAGAUUAUUGCCUUACAAGUCAAAGAAGUUACACAUCAGAUUAAUUGAUAUUGAAGUAAUGCCACCAUUUGUACACGUUGGGAGUGGGAUGGCUAAGUGGGACCAGUCUCUAAUAUCUGAUUCCUCUUGUGGUGCCUUGUCUUUAUGGGUGCUUCUGUGUGGCCAUGGCAGCCAGUGCAGCAAACAACAAUGCCAGUGUCUCUGUCUCCAUUCAUAUUUCAUAUUUCAGUAUUGUAACAAGCCAGUCAAUUAUGCCCUGCAUGCACACAGGAAGUCCUCUCCAGGUAAAUCUUUGCAAAAUAAAAUUAUCUGUUUAUUUCAACUCAAAGGCAAUACUUAACAUCUACUUGAAUGUUGGGUUCCACAUUUUUCCUGAAGACGAAACACACAGACCGGUUGCAUUCGACUAUUUCCAAGGGUUUUGUUUAUGAUCGGAUGCGAAAAAGCAAUGAGAGUUGGUUUGUUUGGGUAGCUCCUAAAUGACAGUUAUGAUGAAGUUAGCAAUUAAUUUCAUGAUUGUUAAUGUACUUCUGUCUAUGCCUUCCUCUGUCUUGCAAAACGAAUGAGCUGUAGUGCCAACAAGUUAAUCUUUCUCUCUGUCGUUUGUCUUGUGAACAAAAAAUGUCUAGCCAAAUGGAUUUAUGCCUGCAAACAAACAAAAAAAAAAAACAGAAGAAGAAAAAAGAAAAGAAAAAAUGUGUGUAGACCAAUAAGAACAGAAGAAGUGGGGUACGUAAAUAUGGUGCUCACUGGGUCAAAUAUUUAAACUUAAAUCUGAGAUGGCAUUGGACACAUUUUUAAAGGCCUCUAGUGCCGAACCAUCUUUAGAUUGCUUCUACAUCCUUUGGAUUCUUAGCAUGCCCACAAUAUGCAUCCUAUUGUGACCCCUCCAACACACGUGCAUGUUUUCUUCAAUGAAACAUCCCAGCCAUCGCUCCAGGGUUCUCUAAGAGCAUCUACAUGCUCAUCAAAUCCAGUUCUGUACAGUGGUUUUGCAAUGAUUGGUAUUGAUGUAGAGCCAAAAGUUCUAAUGGCGAAACAACCACAAAACGGUGCAUUUUUGUUUCUUGAUCUGGUGCUUAUCAACAUAUUCUAAAGGUGCUACCACGAAUGUGGACUGCAGGACCCCUGUUGUGGCUCACUAAGCAAGGCCACCGUCCAAUAGACCUGCCUCUUUAGGCUCACGGACACUUUCCUCUCUGGAAGAACAAGCACCUCAACACAGUUUACAGCCAAACAUCUCUCUUUGAAAUAUGGUGCCACUUAUUAUGUUUCAGGCUGUGCACCGAAGCAUUGGUGCAGCAAAUAUGUUUAUUUUCUACUUCUACCCCGAAUUUCUGUUUAUUUUGAUGUAUAUUUGUUUUUAAAAGAUAUGUUUAGGUGUUAAGAAUCUGCACUAGGAUUUCUCUUAAAAGAGAGAGAGAAAAAUGCAUCAUUUUGACAUUCAUCUACAGGCCUAAAAGUACUACUGGUAAAAAGGGAUUGCUAAACAUAUAGAAGGUGAUUGCUGUGUUGUAUAUUCCUGUCAUCUUUAUGUCCUAAACCUAUGUGUAUUUCUUCUGUUAUUGUAGAUCUGGCUGUAUAUUUUGUUGGGAAAUGAUCUUAAUAAUGAUUAUGGUUGUCAGAUGAAUGGGUGCUGAUUUUAGAGUUGUUAUCCAUGCUGUUGGACACGGGUAAAUUACCUGUAAAACAGAUUGUGUUAGAUUGUCUUUGUGAUUUUCACAUGGAGUGUUAAAGAAAGAAGGCACAAAGUUAUUAAGCAAAUUAUUUGCUUCUGUCUGUAACAUUUCUUUUUUCUUAACUGACUGACUGUACUCAUUACUUAUGUUGAGGGAAAAAAAAAGAUUUAUUUGAUGUUGUCAAAUACAAAUGAAAGUAAAUUGUUUUGUUUGAUUGCCAUUAUUUGAGAACAAAUCUGAUGUCUAGUAAUGAAUUAAAACUUAUUUUGAGGGGGGAAAUAUGACUAAUACUGGCAACAUAUGGUGCUACGGUUGUUUUUUUAAAUUUUGGUCUUAGGUGAAAAAGGGAAUAUCAUAUUGACAAAAAAAA